Hemibagrus wyckioides is the source of this 1451-nucleotide messenger RNA. RefSeq names its product SEC22 homolog B, vesicle trafficking protein b (gene sec22bb). The record is from RefSeq and is a predicted model, not a curated record. The coding region runs from base 87 to 734 and encodes 215 amino acids. Gene Ontology annotation, biological process: retrograde vesicle-mediated transport, Golgi to endoplasmic reticulum; vesicle fusion with Golgi apparatus; endoplasmic reticulum to Golgi vesicle-mediated transport. Lineage: Eukaryota; Metazoa; Chordata; Actinopteri; Siluriformes; Bagridae. Gene Ontology annotation, molecular function: SNAP receptor activity. Gene Ontology annotation, cellular component: Golgi membrane; endoplasmic reticulum-Golgi intermediate compartment; ER to Golgi transport vesicle membrane. The transcript has 5 exons.
UAGGAGAAGUGCGCUACGUAAUCCUGAUAGCCGUCAUCACAUCUGCAGGCUGAAGCGGCACAGAGCGGCGCAGAAAUCAUAGAAAAAUGGUGUUGUUCACGAUGAUCGCGCGGUUAGCGGAUGGACUCCCUCUGGCCGCGUCCAUGCAGGAAGACGAACAGAUGGGUCGAGACAUGCAGCAGUAUCAGAGUCAGGCCAAGCAGCUGUUUCGGAAGCUUAAUGAACAAAGUCCAACACGCUGCACUCUGGAGGCUGGAUCCAUGACCUUUCAUUACCUGAUAGAGAAAGGUGUGUGUUACCUGGUGCUGUGCGAGGCCGUGUUCCCCAAAAAACUGGCCUUCGCCUACUUAGAGGAUCUCCAAGCCGAGUUCCACGAGCAGUACGGGAAGAAAGUCCCCACCGUGUCCAGACCGUACUCCUUCAUCGAGUUCGACACGUACAUCCAGAAAACGAAGAAGUCUUACAUCGACAGCCGAGCUCGCAGGAACCUGGGCAGCAUCAACACCGAGCUGCAGGACGUCCAGAGGAUCAUGGUGGCCAACAUCGAGGAAGUGCUGCAGCGAGGAGAGGCUUUAUCUGCUUUGGACUCGAAGGCCAGCAACCUGUCCAGCUUGUCCAAGAAAUACCGCAGUGAUGCCAAAUACCUGAACACGCGCUCCACCUAUGCCAAGCUGGCGGCCGGUGGCGUCUUCUUCAUCAUGCUCAUCGUCUACGUCCGCUUCUGGUGGCUGUGAGGACGAGGAGGAAGAGGAAAAGGAGGAGAGGAGGAGGGAGGAGGAGACGUGACGGAGGCCCGGACAUCACGCAGAAGGCUGUGGAAAACGAGUCGACCAUCACUCUCCCUCUCCUCAGAGACUGAUGGUUUUCCGGCACUUUCUCUUCCCUCGCAGUUCGCAAGACUGAGCUACGAUUCUUUGAUAGAUUAUACGUUGUAUGUUUUAUUAAAUCGAUGCAGGAGGAUGAGUGAAUGACUGACUGACUGAGUGUGUGUGUGUGUGUGUGUGUGUGUGUGUGAGAGAGAUGUGAAUAACAGCGAGGAUGAGAGAGCUUUUUUCCCCCAGAGGAAUCCGCCCACUCAGAGCGCCACCAAGUGGACAAUUUGCCUUACUUCACAAUCCGUCUGAGAGAAAGAAGGUCACUUGAAGGUCACUUGAAGGUCACUCAUUCACUCAUUCGCACUUUGAAUGGAGGGAUGGCAGGUUUCUUCCUGGGUUUACAGGCCCACGUGAAGAAAGAAAAGAGGACAGACAAAUUUGACAAUAAAAAGCAGUUCAGUGUCCGACGUCUGCAGCUUUCCCCGUCUACUCCAAUAAAACUCCAGACGUUUUCCUUUUGUCCGUCUGUUCGGAAUGAAUUCUGAGUUGAUUAGAGGUGCGACUCCAACCAUGAGGAAGAAACUACAUUUAAAAACAAAUGUAUAAAUUGAACUAAUAAAACUUUCCUGAAAGAAA